GUUCGGAGGUUAAGAGCGGGCUCCUAGCAUCCGACGCGACUCGCGAGACGAGCACAGCACUCCGUCUUUCUGUUUCCCUCGGCCACCGCGAUUCUUGCUUUCCCCAAUCGCCGUACGUCCCGCUUUUCACCUCCUCCUAUUCCUCCCCAUCAGCGCCGCUCUUGACUCCUUUCCUUCGUUCAUCCUUGAUUCCCUCUUCGUCAACGCUUCCCUGCCCCGCAACCCGGCUACAUCUCUUCCCUCUUUUCCUGUCCAACCCUCCCUCAUCAUCCUCCCUCUGUCGCUCUUUCUCUCUGUUUCCGCGCGAAUGCUUCACGUGACCAGAACGUUCUAUUGAUUGUCGGAGGCAGUGCAUGCGCCCUCGUCCCUCGCGAUAUCUGCUGCCAAGAGGGUAUUAUAGGUAGCCCGCGGCCACCACCGUGGAACCGUUCUGUGUCGUGUUCCGUUCGCCAACGAGACGGACCCGAGGAACGGAACGGAACGGAACGGAAGCAGAUCAGCAACGAGGUUGUCCGGGUAUACAGAGGGGAAGGGUGAUAGCGGAUCCAGGGGGUGGAUGGCAGCAAGAAGGGGUGAGAGAAGGGAAGUGCGGUAGAGGCGCAAGGAGGCACGUGGACCAUGCCAGGCCAAGGAUCGGAGUGGUGACCUAAAACUCAUCCCCGGCUCUGUGGCUCGAUGCUUACGCUACGGCUGGUGUCGACUCACUUCUUGAAGCAGCCAUAGGCAGUGCCCUUCGCCUUCGAGAAAGGGCUCGAUGCGAUGUGCCGUGAUAGGGACAUGAACCCAAAACAGAUCGAGUCGAAGGUUCUCUUUUUAACGUCGUAUCGGUUCCCGUGCUCGGUUUAAGACUUGAGAAACACGCCGCCCGGGGGGAGAGAGUUUUGAACCGUGCGCGUCAAGCCACGUCGACGUCGGAGGGACAAGUUUCUUCGACGAACGGUUUCCUUCGUUUCGGAGGAUUUCGUGCUCCACCUCCUCCUGUUUUUCUUUUUCUCCCCGCUGCCCCCGCGAUCUCCAUUCGCCCCACACAUCGUUCCUUGCCCUUUAUUUUCGAGCAACCUCUCUAUCCUCUAAACUGGGUCUUCUCUUCCUUCCUUUCUUCCCUUUUCUCUCUGUAUACCCACCUAUCCGUCUGUCUGUCGAUACUUCUUUCCCUCUUCUCUCUCUUUUUCUCUGUGUUUCUUUGUCUCUCUCUCUCUGUCUCUCUCUGUUCGCCUUUCGUUAGCUCUCUUUCUCUGUCACUUUCAUCCUCGAGCUCCAGGUCCGGUAGCCCGGUGAGCGUGGAAUCGCGGGAGCAAACGAAAAGAAGGUUCCGGUACCGGAUACCGUGACCCAUCGCGAGUUCGUUCGGAAAAGUGUGAUCGGUGACGUAUUUAUGAAGAGAAAGGACGGUAAUAAAAAGGUAGACCGUACCAGCCCGUAGCAUAACAUCCAGAUCGACGACAACGACAAAGGGACGAGUCAAGAAGAUAAUCACCGGCUGGGAGAAAGGUGUAGCGCGAGCUAGAUUCCAGGCUGAACUCCGUUUACUUCAACCUGUGGAGGGUCGCGAGGGAGUGCAUUUGCGGCGGUGGGUCGCGGUGUAGGCCAAGUGGGAUGAGACGACCUCAGCAAGACCAUCAUCACCAUCAGCACAACAACCACCAUCACCACCAGAAUAAUCAGAAUCAUCAUCAUCAUCACCAGCAUAGAUCUUCGGCGAGCCCCACCGGGCCUCGACAAACGAUUGACAAGGACGAGUCCCGUUUGGCGAAAGUGAAGCGGGUGUUGGCGGUGUCGUUGCUGGGACGCAACGGGGGAUCCACGAAGGUGUUCGGCGCACGGCUGGAUUCGGUCGAGUCCUACCUGGACACGGGCGUGCCGUUCGUCGUGCACCGUUUGUGCAGCUACAUCGAGGCGCAUGGGUUCCAGAGCGCCGCUGUGUUCCGACUGUCCGGCGGCAGCCCCAGGUUGGCCGAGAGGCUGAGAGCCGCGUUCGAGAGGAGAGGAGACGCGGACCUGGAGGCUGCCGCUUGUCCUCCGACCGCAGCGACGCUUCUCCGGCAGUACCUGAAGGAGCUGCCUCAACCGGUCGUGCCAUCAGCGCUCGUCGCCAGGCUGCUGAUGGUUCACGCCCAGAAUUACGAGAACGACCGGGAUUGCUGGAUCAACUUGACCAAGGAACUUCUCUCGACACUACCAUCCUCGCACUAUCGUUUGCUCGGUUACCUGGCGAUUUACCUGAGCAAGUACGAAGCUAGACAUGGACGCGGCGCGGGCGUUUGCGGGGUGUUCGCCCCCGUGAUACUCCCGCACGUUCCGCCAGCGACCACACUUCUCCGGGACAUCCUGGCCGAGGCGAUCGAGCUCUUCCCGGACUGCAUCCGUGAUAACAACGCGGUGAACGGCGUGAUCCCUGCGAGUGACUGUAAAAUCUGCAAGGACUCGAGGGACGAGCCCAAGGAGUCCGACACCGACGGCUCGUUCCUGCUUUGCGCGCUGAAACCGCGUAAGCGCAAAGAACGCCGUGAGUCCUGUUGCCAGGAGAGGAAGUUGAUAAGGAGCAACAGCGAGGAGCGUGUCCUCGACAGUCCAGCCGAGACCGCGGACACAAUCAGGCGCGUGAGCAGUCACGAGGACUUCAACAGCGAGGAACACAUGCACAUUUUGUCACAGCUAGGACAAGAAAUGGGUCAUGGUGUGAGAUGCGGGGGUCUCCCUCUGCACGAGAGAACGAACGUCUCGCCGAUAUCGAAGAAGACCUCCUCGUUCCCGUCCCCGUGCGAGACGACCGCUCUGGAAACGGAGAAGUUCGAGCGCGAUGCGGAGAAGUUGAGGAGCAGCGAGCGCUUCAGCAGAAGCAUCACGCCGCGUGGGAGGAGGCAGGCCAGGAGAAGAAGAGUGCAUAAGAUCGUCGACGCGGAGAACUCCAGCAAGGAGAAUGAGGACGAGCCGGAGAUCAUUUACAACGUGUCAUCGGGGCCCAACAGCCGCAACGGUUCGCCAGGUCAGAGCUUUUUGGAGAUGCUGAGCAGUGGGCCGAGUCGGUCACCGUCGCCGGCUCGCCCGCCGACCGUUGGCCACGAAGACCUGAACAAUCCCAGUUUAACCAAUUGGACGUUCCAGCGCGAGGAAAAUGGAGAAGCCGGUGACGCUCGAGUAGAGGCCAUGCUAUCACCGAGGAAUUCCCUGUUACUGCCCAGACGGUUCUACUCGGAGAACGAAUCUCAGCCCGGCACGCCGAACAUCGCGGAGAUCGGUCUGAAACAUCUGACCAAGCACAUAAACGGGCUGAAGAAGAAGAUCAAGAAGUACGAGGACGAGUUCGAGGAGAACUUCGGGUACCGGCCGAGCCAUUCCGAUAAAAUGAGUAACAGGGAUAUAAAGAGACUGUGCACGGAGCUGAACAAAUUGCGCAAGGAGCACAAGCUACUCAAGGAGGACCCGGUGAGCGCGUUACUGGCGAACGCGAACAACAGAACGAAAUCCAUCUGCGGCAGUCCGACCAACAACAACAACAGUCAGGAGAAGUCCAGGGCUACGUCCAUGGAGGAGAUGGUGAAGGAGGUCGAGAAGAAGCUUAGCGAGAAGAGGGUGAAGUACAAUAGACCUGACAACAUGGAGGAGCUUACGUACGAGCAAUUGAUAGACGAGAAGACCGCGGUGCAAAAGGCUUUGCUUCACAUAGAGAACACGUUCGGGAGACCUGCCUCCAAAGAAGAUCGAACCGUUGUGCGACCCUUAUACGAUAGAUAUAGAACCUUGAAGAGAUUGUUGAUUCGAGCUGGAGUGAACAAAAACAAAGACAGUAUUUCGGAAUUGGCGACCAUCUUGGAGCACGAGGCAAUGGAUUUUACGUCGUCGAAUCAACCGGGCAGCCAGUCGGACACGGAGAGAAGAGCCAGCGAGCCGGACAUGUCGCACAGAGGCAUUUUAGACUGCAUAGAUUCGGUAGAUCAAUUACCAACGGAUAGCGAUAGCCAGCACAGCAGUAGCGAGGGGAGCCGUAGCAAUAACGAAAGCCUUCACGCGCUUCCACAAGAGGAACUGUUGGUCCAACAAAAACUGACCAGAGAGGAGAAGAAACGUCUUCGUAGAGCUUUGAAGGAACUGGAAGCGCAAUUCGAAGCUCGCGCCGGGCGCAGGAUGCAGAGAGAAGAUCGAGGCCCUCAAGUCACCACCGUUUACGAAUCGUACAAACAGGCCAAAGCGAAACUUAGACUGAUCGACGCUCUUAUAGCGAAAAAUGCUUGACGCAGUAUCUAAACGGCGGACUGACCGACCGCUCGCGCAUAGAAGAUAAACAGUGAAACCCCAGAAGCAUCAUGAAACAUUACAGAACCGUGCACAAUAGCUGCUAUACCAUCGAUCGCGAUUGCACUCGUACAACGCAUUACAUAAUUUCUAUUGUGUAACAGAGAGUUCAAGAGAAACAAACACGAAAAAAUGCGGUAUUGGAUUUGGGGGAGACUAUUAAAUUACCGGAGAAUCAAAAACUUUAAACCUGUUAACCGGGUAAUCCUUUGACGGUAAACAACAAACAUUUUGCCACGAUGUAUACAGUGUAGUUUAUACUACUGUUAUUGUUACGAUAAGACGAACGGUCGGAUGAAUAGGUAAAGGGGAACGAGAAGUCGGUGAAAGAUUACGUCAAAUACGAGCGACGAGUUAACUCGUCUUUCCCGGUUAAUAGGUUGAGACGCAAGGAAACAAAUGUAACUUUUGAACGAUGAGGGAUCGAGUUGGUCUAAGGAUACUGAUAAACGCAAUUGUCAAAUGUGACGUCACGUUGUAUGUCUAUCGUUGUUUCAAGGACUCGUAGAUGUUAUGCUACGAGAUAUUAAAGGAUGCGAGAACCCGUCAGUCUAGUACUUUGAACUCUAAGCACCAAUAGUUAGAAAACGACAGUGGCUGCUACGAUACCGAAACGAUUCGCCAAUUUGCACAUGACUUUCUCAUAAUACUCAACAUCGAUUUUAACACAGCGAGAGAAAGAGAGAGAGAGAGAAAGAGAGAAAAAAAGAGAGAGAGAGAGAGAGAGUGCUUAUCUCAUAAUAUACUAUCGGGAUUCAUUACAAAUGUCUACCUAUUUGUAUGGACGAUUUUGCAUGACAAAAUAUUUCAUUGAACGGGAAACGAUGUCCACACACACACGCGUAACACAGUGCGAACGACUUGUUCCAUCGACAGUUUUGUACGUACUUUUAAUAACGUUGACAAACGAUUUAUGAUUUUAUACGAGAAAUCGGUAAAAAGAAAACAGUUGCUUCCUCCUAUUUCACAACGAUUUCGCUUUUAUGCUGCGUUUUUUAUUGUAAGUGUACGAUUUAUUCGCAUCUAUUACGUUCACGUAUUUAUUCCUGUGUAUCCAAAUAUCGAACGGUUUAAAAACCGGGGGAAAAGAGGGAAGAAAAGAGAAAUGAUGUUGAUCGAGAAGUUUAUACGCUAUACGUGUGUCUCUUGUCCCGCGGAGAAAGUAGUUAAGAACAGUCACGGAUUGACAUUGUGAGAGAUUACUUUUAUAUCGAUAUAAAUACGAUAAGGACGUUUUAUAUUUCCUUUUGGUUUUUAUACGGAAAUUCUGAUACAGUUGAUUGUUUAGUCGUAUCGCUUAAGAUUUUCUGAUCGAUAGACUCGAUGGUAGGAAGUGUAUUUCCUUUUUACAAAGAUACUGCGACACGUGGGUGAGGAGACUUUAUUCGUUAUUCGCAUAAAAGGUAUCCGAUUGUCCAAUCUAUAAGUCGUUUCGAAGAAAAUCGGUAUGCUCGUUUUGUUCUGCAAGAGUUCGUCGUCAGAUUAAAUACCGAGAGUAAUGAACGAAUUUGUGGGGUUAUUUGUAAUGAGGACGUAGUUCGGUCUACUUGUG
Messenger RNA from Nomia melanderi (Alkali bee), 5845 nucleotides. The record is from RefSeq and is a predicted model, not a curated record. Lineage: Eukaryota; Metazoa; Arthropoda; Insecta; Hymenoptera; Halictidae.